This is a messenger RNA of Caenorhabditis remanei, 1044 nucleotides long. RefSeq lists its product as uncharacterized. Gene Ontology annotation, biological process: nervous system process; signal transduction; regulation of membrane potential. Lineage: Eukaryota; Metazoa; Nematoda; Chromadorea; Rhabditida; Rhabditidae. Bases 1 to 1044 code for a protein of 347 amino acids. Gene Ontology annotation, cellular component: synapse; neuron projection; membrane. The transcript has 8 exons. Gene Ontology annotation, molecular function: extracellular ligand-gated monoatomic ion channel activity; transmembrane signaling receptor activity; neurotransmitter receptor activity. The record is from RefSeq and is a predicted model, not a curated record.
AUGGUGCGUAUCUUGUGCGUCUUCGUACUUCUAAAAAUUAUUUAUGGUUUCUACUACAAUCCUACACUUUAUGUGCCAAAAUACCACGACUAUUUGGAAGCUCAAACCAAUUUGACCAAGGAAGUUUUCCGAGAUUACGAUGCAACGUAUUGGUAUGAUCCCAGACUUUCCUGGAAUGAGAGUAUAUACGAAGACAUUGGUGCAUUCUAUACCCGCCAGGCAAAUGUAUGGAGUCCUACGUUGUCAGCAUUUGGAGUAAAUGAUCUUGUCGAUUACCGUGAUCAAGACUUUCGACUAGUCUGUGUUAACAGUGUCGGCAUGCUCUAUGACUAUGUUUCAGUCCGCGUAUCCGCCAACUGUCCCAUGGAUGUUUAUAAAUUUCCAUUUGACUCUCAAAUUUGUCAAAUAAGAUUUUGUCUACCAGUAUUCAACCAAGUGGAAGUAGAAAUUAUCAAUGAAAUCUACCAAGGAGUAUUAAAAUCAGAUGCAUGGAAGUUGAUGGGAAACUCUGAAUGGAAACUGGUCAACUUAACCAACCGCACUGAAACACUACGGUAUGACGAUGGUUUUGGAAAUCUAGAUUUGGGUAUCUUCGAAAUUACUAUUCAAAGAAAUCCUCUGUAUUACAUAUACAUGAUUAUUUUCCCAUCGUUCAUUAUUAACGCUAUUUCGAUUGUUGGAGUGUUUAUGAAAGGCGCCGAUAAGAUGUCGCGGCUGAACGUUGGUCUUACUAACAUCAUGACCAUGACAUUCAUUCUUGGUGUAAUGGCUGACAAAAUUCCAAGAACUGGUACUGUACCGUUGCUCGGAGUCUAUAUAAUUAUCAACCUUGUCAUUAUGAUAAUUGCAAUAGCCAUCGUAACGGGAAUAACAGAAUUACGGCGAUGGGCGUCUCCGAAACUGAAGAAGAAGCAGACAAAGUUUAGCAGGAAACUCGAAACGUUUUUGGGUACACCACUGGAAUACACCUGUGCGGCCCUUCUGGAGUUGUUGACACUUGGAAACUUCUCUAUCAUGAUUGGAUUUUGGCUAUUUGAAAAAUAA